GCGUAGAAGGCGUCAGAAAUCCUGAAUUUCUAACUUGCGUCUUGCAGGACCUUUUCCAAGCAGCCCCAUCCAAGGGAAAACUUCUGCAAGCAAGUAAACACUGGGAGAGUCAGCUUGCAGCUGACAGCGCAGACCCAGGCAAUCUGACGGUGUAUGACUCCAGUUCACACAAUUCACAUAAAAGCCUUGGAAAUAAGGGGUUGAUUCACACAGAGACACACAAUCACUAAUCUUAGCCAUGUCGUAUCCUCAGGGUUACUUGUAUCAACCGUCAGCUUCGUUAGCUCUUUACUCGUGUCCAGCGUACAGCACGAGCGUCAUAUCGGGGCCCAGGACAGAUGAACUUGGGAGAUCUUCUUCGGGAUCUGCCUUCAGCCCGUACGCCGGAUCUACAGCGUUUACAGCCCCUUCCCCAGGCUAUAACAGCCACCUCCAGUACGGCACAGACCCGACCGCUGCCUUCACUUCCUACGUGGGCUCUCCCUAUGAUCACUCGACGGGCAUGGCUGGAUCUAUAGGAUAUCACCCGUACGCUGCUCCUUUAGGCUCUUACCCCUACGGUGACCCAGCCUACCGAAAAAAUGCCACCAGAGAUGCCACUGCCACCCUGAAAGCCUGGCUCAGCGAACACAGGAAGAACCCUUACCCCACCAAAGGCGAGAAGAUCAUGCUGGCCAUCAUCACGAAAAUGACGCUGACCCAAGUGUCCACCUGGUUUGCGAACGCCAGGAGGAGGUUGAAGAAGGAAAAUAAAAUGACCUGGACCCCGAGAAAUAGGAGUGAAGACGAGGAAGAAGAAGAGAACAUAGAUCUGGAGAAAAACGACGAAGAUGAGCCACAGAAACCUUUAGAAAAGGGGAACUCAUCGGAACCAGAGCCAGGGAGUCAGAAAACGAGCGUAGUAGAAAUUGCCUGCGAAAGGUUUGAGGAACAAGACCCCAGUAAAGAUGAGCAGAUCCUUAGCGAUUCGGAAUUUAAAGACUCGGAGGAAAAAGAGACCCUUCACUCCCCCAAAGCUACCACUUCUUCCCUGGUUGUGCCUCACGGAACUGAGCUCUUGCACGAAAGCCACGACUCCGACUUGGAAAAUGCACAUACAAACCUAGCUCACACUCUUCCCAGUAACACAGCGAACUGCAGCGUGACUUCAGUCAUCCAUUCGCCCCCGGCAACGAGCUCCAAGCCCAAACUCUGGUCUCUAGCAGAAAUCGCCACUUCGGACAAGUCGAAAGAACAGAGCGAGCAGCAGCCGAGUGCGUGCCCGGGCCAUGGCUGCGCCGUGUCCGCCAGCGCCUCCUCGCCGUCCCGUUCCCCUUGCCCCUACCCGAACAGCGCCGUGCUGGGUCGGCCUCUCUACUACACCUCUCCCUUCUACACGGGCUACACGAACUAUGGCACUUUCGGACACCUUCACAGCCACCAUGGAGGUAGCAGCACAAAUCACUUCAGUUCUAAUGGAUUAAGUCAGACUGUCUUAAACAGAGCAGAGGCACUGGCCAAACUCUGCCCAGAAUCUAAAACAAAGAGCCCGGCACCAGUCGAUCAUUGCAAGGACACAUCGUCUUAUGAGUUGAAGAAAGGUAUGUCGAACAUUUAAUAAUGGUUCUUCGCCGAAUCUCUGGACACUAUUUAUUAUUUUGCCAUGGCAAAUUAUUUCCCCGUCAAGGUGGUAUAAAGUAACAAAGAAGUUUAGUUUCUGAUAUAUUCCAAACGGUUAAUUCAAACUGUUCAAAAGUAACAUCUGGAAAAAAGUCUUAACCAACCACGAAUUAAUUUGUAUUGAGACUAAUUCUGUAUAUUUAAUGUAGCAUUUUUGUAUUUAAAAAGGAUAAUACACCCUCUUUGAAGUAAAUUAUGAAACGAGUCUCUUGUACAGAUAUUAAUGUUGUUCUUUCGUAUAAUAUAUAUACAUAUAUAAUAUAAAUGUGUUUUUGAAAUGUUUCAUAAUUAACACGAUGGCAGUUUAAUUUAAGAUGAAAACUGUUCCAUGGAAGUUGGAGGAAAGGUUUCAAAAAACCUAAAAGACAUACGAGAAACAAAAUAAUUUCAAAGGUCGCUGCUGAAAAAAUGUAAAUAUUUAAUUAAAACACAGUUUUAGCUUA
Molecule: messenger RNA, 2102 nt
Organism: Pristis pectinata (smalltooth sawfish)
Lineage: Eukaryota; Metazoa; Chordata; Chondrichthyes; Rhinopristiformes; Pristidae
Gene: irx5a
Product: iroquois homeobox 5a
Exons: 3
Coding region: 239-1597 (452 amino acids)
Biological process (GO): cell development; regulation of transcription by RNA polymerase II; neuron differentiation
Cellular component (GO): nucleus
Molecular function (GO): DNA-binding transcription factor activity, RNA polymerase II-specific; RNA polymerase II cis-regulatory region sequence-specific DNA binding
Source: RefSeq, a predicted model, not a curated record